AUGAAGAGCAACAAUUCCAUUAUUCAACCUGUUGCAUUUUGUGACAAAUUAGGAAUCAAUACUCAAAGGUAUGUCAUUGACCUGCAGCAGGAUUCUCACAAACCAGUUGAUAAUGUCCUGAAGAGAGUCAAAGAGCAACACAAAACCAGCAUGAAAAACAAGUAUGAGAGCAUAUAUGAGGGAAUCAAACUACAAGAUAAUCAAACCCUCCUGAACAGGAUUUACACACAGAUAUAUCUUAUAGAGGGAGAGAGUGAAGGGGUGAAUGAAGAACAUGAGGUUUUACACAUGGAGAAAACACCCAGAACUCAACACUUACAAGACACUCCAAUCUACUGCAAUGACAUCUUUAAACCUUUACCUGAACCAGGAUGUGAGGAGAAGAGAAAAGUCCAAAUAAAGACUGUUCUUACUAAAGGCAUCGCUGGAAUUGGAAAAACAGUCUCUGUGCAGAAGUUCAUUCUGGACUGGGCCGAGGGAAAAGCCAAUCAGGAUGUAGACUUCAUGUUUGUGCUUCCAUUUCGAGAGCUGAACUUGAUUAAAGAUGAGCAGUACAGUCUUCACAAACUUCUGCUGGACUUUCAUCCUGAACUUCUUGAUCUGGACUCAAAGAGUUAUGAGGAGUGUAAAGUUGUGUUCAUCUUUGAUGGUCUGGAUGAAAGCAGAAUUCCACUGAUGUUUUCAGAUAGUGAGAAAGGUUCUGAUGUGACUGAGACUUCAUCAGUGGGUGUGCUGAUGUCAAAACUCAUCAAAGGAGAUCUGCUUCCCUCUGCUUUCAUCUGGAUCACCUCCAGACCAGCAGCAGCCAAUCAGAUCCCCUCCAAAUACAUCAAGCGUGUGACAGAAAUACAGGGAUUCAAUGACCCUCAGAAGGAGGAAUAUUUCAGGAAGAGAAUCAGUGAUGAGCAUCAAGCCAGCAGAAUCAUCUCACACAUUAGAAGAGCAAGAAGCCUCCACAUCAUGUGCCACAUACCAGUCUUCUGUUGGAUCUCAUCCACUGUGCUUCAAAACAUCCUGAAACAAGAUGACAGUGCAGAAAUCCCUCAAACUCUGACUGAAAUGUACAUCCACUUCCUGCUCAUUCAGAUCAAUAUGAGGAAUCAGAAGUAUGAAGAGAGAGAUCCAGAGAAACUCCUGCAGUCCAGCAGAGAAGUGAUUGUGAAACUCGCUGAAGUGGCUUUCAAACAACUUAUGAAGGGCAAUGUCAUGUUCUAUGAGGAGGACCUGAGAGAGAGUGGCAUAGAUGUCACUGAUGCCUCAGUGUAUUCUGGGAUCUGCACUGAGAUCUUUAAGGAGGAAUCUGUGAUUCAUCAGAGGAAAGUCUACAGCUUCGUACAUCUCAGCUUCCAGGAGUUUCUGGCUGCUUUUCAUUGCUAUCACAGCUAUGUAUGUACUACUACAGAGGCAGUGAAGACUUUUGAUUCAUUGUAUAAUUUACUUAAGGGAGCUGUUGAUAAAGCUGUCAAGAGUGACAAUGGAUACCUUGAUCUUUUCUUGCGAUUCCUGCUGGGCAUCUCACUGGAGUCCAAUCAGAGGCUCUUACAGGAUCUACUUACACACACAGAGAACAGCAUAGAAUGCAUCAUGGAAACCAUUAUUUAUAUUAAAAGUAAACUCAGAGAGGGACAUGGAUUAUCAGCUGAUCGAUCCAUCAAUCUGUUCCUCUGUCUGCUGGAGAUGAAAGAACAGACUCUGUACAGAGAAAUUCAGGAUUUUGUGAAAUCAGACAAACACUCAGAGAAUAAACUCUCUCCUGCUCAAUGUUCAACAAUCACCUACAUGCUUCAGAUGUCAGAGGAGGUGCAGGAUGAGCUUGACCUGAAGAAAUUCAACACAUCAGAGGAGGGUAGAAAAAGACUGUUACCUGCUGUGAGCAACUGCAGAAAAGCUCUUUUUGCUGAUUCUAAUCUCAGUGGUCAAUUUUGUGACAUUGUGGUCUCAGCUCUACAAUCACCAAACUCCCUCCUGAGAGAGCUGGAUCUGAGUAACAAUGACCUGCAGGAUUCAGGAGUGAAGUUGAUCUCUGAUGCACUGAAGAGUACAAACUGUAAACUAGAGAUACUUCGAUUGUCUGGCUGUAUGGUGACAAAGGUCGGCUGUUGUUAUGUGGCUUCAGCUCUUUGUUCAAACCCUUCACACUUGACAGAGCUGGAUCUGAGCUACAAUCAUCCAGGAGAAUCAGGAGUCAAACAGCUCUCUGAAAGACUCAACAAUCCAAACUGCAAACUGGACAAACUCAAUCUGGACCAUAAUGAACACUUCAGAAUCACACCAGGACUACUGAAAUAUGCCUGUGAACUCACACUGGAUCCAAACACAGCAGACACUCGUUUCUCCCUGUCUAAAGGUAACAGAAAGGCCACAUAUAUGAAAGAGCAACAGCCAUAUCUUGAUCAUCCAGAGAGAUUUGAAAAGUGUCCUCAAGUUUUGUGUAGAGAGAGUCUGACUGGACGCUGUUACUGGGAGGCUGAAUUGAGCGGGAGGGGUGCUUAUAUAUCAAUGGCAUAUAAAGGAAUCAGCAGGAAAGGAGAAAAUGAUGACUGUUUGUUUGGAUGCAAUGAAAAGUCCUGGUGUCUGGACUACUCAUAUAACAGAUUCAGCGCCUGGUACAACAAUAACGGCAUACACAUGCCCACCCCUACACCCACGUCUGACAGAUUUGGAGUGUAUCUGGACUGGUCGGCUGGCACUCUGUCCUUCUACAGCGUCUCUGACACACACACACUCACACACUUACACACAUUCAACACCACAUUCACUGAACCUCUCUAUGCUGGAUUUGGGAUUUAUCCUGAUACUUCAGUGUCUCUUUGUCAGAUUUAACAAAAACAACUGGCAUCCUGUUUACACCUCUCUACACCUUUUUAGUGAUUCGAUCACACAUGGUUAAAAGAGGUGUAAACAGGGCCUAAAAUGUUUUGUGAUCAGAUCAAAAAAUGUUUUUUUCGAGUUAUGUUAUACUUUUUAUACUUUGCUAACUUGAUAUUAUACUUUCGUGCAAUCUCUAUGACUUCCAGAGACCUCAAAGUUGGGGCAAGAGAUCUUAAUGUCUGGGAUUUCUGCUUUAUUGU
Molecule: messenger RNA, 3071 nt
Organism: Xyrauchen texanus (razorback sucker)
Lineage: Eukaryota; Metazoa; Chordata; Actinopteri; Cypriniformes; Catostomidae
Product: NACHT, LRR and PYD domains-containing protein 3-like
Exons: 6
Coding region: 1-2823 (940 amino acids)
Molecular function (GO): protein binding
Source: RefSeq, a predicted model, not a curated record